Molecule: messenger RNA, 1448 nt
Organism: Contarinia nasturtii (swede midge)
Lineage: Eukaryota; Metazoa; Arthropoda; Insecta; Diptera; Cecidomyiidae
Gene: Uba5
Product: ubiquitin-like modifier-activating enzyme 5
Exons: 2
Coding region: 152-1333 (393 amino acids)
Biological process (GO): protein ufmylation
Cellular component (GO): cytoplasm; cytosol
Molecular function (GO): UFM1 activating enzyme activity
Source: RefSeq, a predicted model, not a curated record
AUUGACUUGUUUUGAAAGCAUUCCACAUAUUGACACGUAAAAAAAUGAAAGUUAAUGAUUCAAUUUCCAGAUUGUAAAGCAAGUGGUUGUAUAUCACUUUUAUCCACAACAAAAAUCCAACAACAUUCCGUAAAAAUAAAUAUCCGCUGCGAUGGCAUCAAUUGAAGAACUACAAUCACAAAUAGCCGAACUGAAAAAUGAGUUGCUCAAGUAUAAGAGCUCGGGCGGACGCGAACGUAUUGAAAAGAUGUCGGCUGAAGUGAAAGAUUCGAAUCCAUACAGUCGUUUGAUGGCAUUGCAACGCAUGGGAAUUGUCGAAAAUUAUGAGCGUAUCCGUGAGAAAAGUAUCGCUGUUGUUGGAAUUGGUGGUGUUGGCAGUGUAACAGCUGACAUGUUAACUCGAUGUGGUGUUGGAAAACUCAUCUUAUUCGAUUACGAUAAAGUUGAAUUGGCCAAUAUGAAUCGUUUAUUCUUCACUCCCGAUCAAGCUGGUUUGUCAAAGGUCGACGCAGCCGCUCGAACUUUACAAUUCAUAAAUCCGGACGUUCGCAUUUUUACCCAUAACUACAAUAUCACCACGGUCGAUUCGUUUGAUCACUUUUUGAAUGCAAUUCAAACUGGUAGUUUGGAUGGCAAGAGUUCGGUGGAUUUGGUGCUAAGUUGUGUCGAUAAUUUCGAAGCACGAAUGGCCAUAAAUACAGCAUGUAAUGAGCUCAAUAUUAAUUGGUUUGAAUCAGGUGUAUCAGAAAAUGCCGUUUCGGGUCAUAUUCAACUUUUGAAACCGGGUGAAACGGCAUGUUUUGCAUGCGCUCCACCACUUGUUGUUGCUGACAACAUUGACGAGAAAACAUUAAAACGAGAAGGAGUGUGUGCAGCAUCUUUACCCACUACCAUGGGAAUGGUCGCUGGAAUGCUUGUGCAAAAUACACUUAAAUAUCUUUUGAACUUCGGUGAAGUGUCUGAUUAUUUGGGCUACAAUGCAAUGAUCGACUUUUUCCCGAAAAUGAGCUUAAAACCGAAUCUGCAGUGCACUGAUCGAUAUUGUAAAGAAAGACAAAAGGAAUACAAUGCACGUCCCAAGGUGGAAAUAACUGCCACGGCAAAAGCCGACGAUGCCGUUGUGCACAGUGAUAAUAUUUAUGGAAUCGAAUUAGUAUCAGAAGAUGAAGGAACGAGUUCAGUGGAGAAAUCGUCAUCAAUCAAUGUGAACGCCGGUCUAAAAUUAGCCUAUGACGCACCAGACGUAGUAGAAGAUGUUGCUGCAACCACUUCAAAUGCCAACAAUGAUGGGCCUAGCCUAGAAGAACUCAUGGCACAAAUGAAAUCCAUAUAAUCUCUACUAUUCUUUCCGGAAAAACGUUAUUUUAUAAGGCAAAACAUUUGAUAUAUUCAAACAAAAGAAAGUAAAUAAACAGCAUAUUUCAUAUUAUUUUAAAAAUAUCUCAAAA